AUGUUCUCGGGCGCGGUGAAGAUCGCGCCCGACGCUCUGAACGACUUCAUCGCCCCCUCGCAGGACUGCGUCGUCGCUCUCGACGGUGUCGCCCUGCGUCGACGUAAACCGCGCGAAGACGACGCCAUGGCCGUGGAUGCCGAGCCAACGUCGACUUUCACACCGACGAUGACGCAGGGCGACGCGCUGAAGGUGUCGCUGAGCGAUUGCUUGGCGUGCAGCGGUUGCGUGACGAGCGCGGAGAGCGUGCUGCUGGAACAACAAUCCGUGGAUGAGUUCGCACAGGCGUGCGCGCGCGCGCGGAGCGACGGAACGAGCGUCGUCGUCGCGAGCGUCAGCCCGCAGUCGUUGAUGAGCCUGAGCGAGGCGUAUGGAUUGGGAGUGGAGGAGACGCGCGCGCGGCUUGGCGGGCUGUUGAAGGCGGGAUUCGGCGCGGCGAGGGCGUUUGAUACGUCAUUUAGUCGGGAUAUAGCGCUCGUGGAGACGUUUGCAGAGUUUACGGAGUGGAUGCGAGACGGCGCGAGGACGCCGAUGUUGGCGAGUGCGUGUCCGGGGUGGGUGUGUUACGCGGAGAAGACGCACGGCGAACUCGCGGUGCCGCACAUGGCAACGACGAAGAGUCCGCAGCAAAUCAUGGGAAGGUUUGUGAAGAGCGCGGUCGCGCGCGAACUUGGCGUACCAGCACAUAACGUGUACCACGUGAGCGUGAUGCCGUGCUACGACAAAAAGCUCGAGGCGACUCGCGAUGAUUUCGAGAGCGACGGUGUCAAGGAUGUCGACGUCGUGCUCACGACGGGCGAGGUGGCUUUGUUAUUAGAAAAGGCUGGUUUGUGCCAUUUGAGAGACGCGCCGGCAAAUGAUUUUGACGCAUUCGUGAGCACAAACGAACAAGCACCAGAAAGUGUGUGCGCAGCGCCGGCGGUAUCGGGAUCUGGGGGAUACGCCGAGUACGUUUUCCGGCGCGCGGCGGCGGAGUUGUUCAAUGCUCCGAUAACUGGAGAGAUUGACUGGGUCAAGAUGCGCAACGCGGACAUGCGUGAGGCCACACUAACGAUCAAUGGUGAAGCUGUUCUACGCGUGGCUGUCGCGUAUGGUUUCAGAAACAUUCAAAAUCUUGUUCGAAGCAUCAAAUUAAAAAAGAGCAAGCACCAUUUCGUCGAGAUAAUGGCGUGUCCUUCGGGAUGCUUGAAUGGCGGCGGUCAAAUCCCAGCGCGCGAGGGAACUGCGAACAAAGAAUUGAUCGACAGACUGGAUGAUACGUAUAGGGAAAACGCACGCGCACGACCGAUGGCGGAUGUGUCGACGCUCUAUCGCGAAUGGAUCGGCGGAAAUCCAGGAUCGUCAAACGCUCGCGAAGCGCUUCGAACGCAAUAUCACAUUCGCGCAAAAUCCGUCGGAGUCGUCCAACUGAACAGUUGGUAG
Molecule: messenger RNA, 1422 nt
Organism: Ostreococcus lucimarinus CCE9901
Lineage: Eukaryota; Viridiplantae; Chlorophyta; Mamiellophyceae; Mamiellales; Bathycoccaceae
Exons: 2
Coding region: 1-1422 (473 amino acids)
Molecular function (GO): 4 iron, 4 sulfur cluster binding
Source: RefSeq, a predicted model, not a curated record